AUGGCUUCGGAAACGUCCUACGCCGCCGUCGGCGUCAUCCUCUCCGUCUUGGUCGUCGCCGCGGCGUCCGCAGACCCCACGGCGGCACCUACGGCCGCGCCGUCGAGAAAGUACUCGCUCGAGGAGGCGUGCAAGCAGACGGCGGGGCACCAGGACUUGUGCGUGGCGACGCUGUCCGCGGACCCGUCGUCCAAGACGGCCGACACUGCGGGACUGGCCCGGUUGGCCAUCCAGGCGGCGCAGCGGAACGCGUCGGAGACGGCGACCUACCUCUCCAGCAUCUACGACGACGACAGCCUCGAGAACAAGACGGCGCAGCUGCAGCAGUGCCUCGAGGACUGCGGCGAGAGGUACGAGUCGGCGGUGGAGCAGCUGUCGGACGCGACGUCGGCGGUGGACACGGGGGCGUACAGCGAGUCGGAGGCGCUGGUGGUGGCGAGCCAGGCGGAGGUGAAGCUGUGCCAGCGGGGGUGCCAGGGCGUGCCGGACCACCGCAACGUCCUCACGGCGCGCAACCGCGACGUCGACCAGCUCUGCAGCAUCGCGCUCACCAUCACCAAGCUCAUCGGCGGACCGCCAUCGUGA
This is a messenger RNA of Miscanthus lutarioriparius, 585 nucleotides long. Lineage: Eukaryota; Viridiplantae; Streptophyta; Magnoliopsida; Poales; Poaceae. The record is from the annotation of a GenBank genome assembly.